AAGAAGCUGCUUUCCUGUGUGCACAGCUCAUAGAUGAACGUACCUUCUAGUUUAAGGUCUUAAUUAGGUCCUCCUUGUUCAAUGACACUGACACAAUGACAUACUGAUUACGGAGCUGGGGCAAGGUUAACAGGGAUUUAGGCCCCUCAGCCCUCUGAGAUGUUUGGUCCUGGAAUCUCAUUGCAGGUCCAGAACAGUGGAACACACAAAAUCAUCAGCGGUGUUUCAUUUAGCAAGGAUGUGAAGCUCCACAAGGUGGAAAACGCCUGGAGGCCUUCAAUUAAAAAAGACAAGGUUGAGCAGGACCCUGAGAAGACCGUGACUCAGGAGCUGUUUCGUCGAAUGCGCAGCAUCCUCAACAAGCUGACGCCGGAGAAGUUUGAGCAGCUGGUCAAUCAGGUGGCCGAGCUCAACAUUGACACCACGGAACGCCUCCAGGGCGUUGUCGACAUCGUUUUCGAGAAGGCCAUCUUCGAGCCCAAGUUUGCCAGCACUUAUGCCAAGAUGUGCCACCGCCUUAAGGAGCUCAAUGCCCCCCUCAACGACUGCCUGGAAGCCACUCUUAAUUUCCAUCUGGCGAUUCUGAAUCGCUGCUGGGUGGAGUUUGAUCUGGUCAAUGAGCGCGCUCUGCGACCGAAAGAGGAGCUUGAGGCUAACGUCGCCACCAGCCACCGGCGCUCGCUCGGGAACGUGAAGUUCCUGGGCGAGCUGUUCAACCUGGAGAUGGCAGAGGAGUUCCUAAUGCACAGGUGCAUUACCACUCUGCUGGACAACCAGGGUGAGAAGGCACUCGAGUGCCUGUGCUGUCUGCUGUCCACCAUCGGCCGGAACCUGGACUGCGAUAAAAACAAGUGCCAUAUCGAUAAGUACUUGCGUAAAAUGGAGCAGAUCCUGAAGGAGGGAAAGACCUCAUCCAGAAUCCGUUUCAUGCUGCAAGAUAUAAUGGACCUGCGACAGAAUAAAUGGGCCCCUAAGAACAGUAACCAGGGGCCCAAAACCAUCAGCCAGGUCCACAGUGAUGCCCAGCUGGAGACCCAGCAGGAGAGGUCCAAGGUGGAGCAGCAGCUCCGAACCAAGGCGAACAACUGGGACCCCAGGUGCCGUGCUGGAGAACAGCAAUGGAGCCAUGGGGAACGCCAGGACCGCGGUAGAGGGGAACGCUGGAACCGUGGGGAAUACCAAGGCCACGGUAGAGAACAGCAAUGGAACCGCGGAGAACGCCGGGACUGUGGAGGAGAGGAACGCUGGGGUCGUGUGGAACGGCAGGACCGUAGAGGCGAGGAACGCUGGAACCGUGGACAACACCAGUUCUACGGUAGAGAGCAUCAGUGGAACCGCGAAGAACGUCUGGACCGUGGAGGAGAGGGACACUGCAACCGUGGGCAACAGCAAUACUACGGUAGAGAACAGCAGUGGAACUGCGGAGAACGUCUGGACCGUGGAGGAGAGGGACACUGCAACCGUGGGCAACAGCAAUACUACGGUAGAGAACAGCAGUGGAGCCGCGGAGAACAUCUGGACCGUGGAGGAGAGGGACACUGCAACCGUGGGCAACAGCAAUACUACGGUAGAGAACAGCAGUGGAACCGUGGAGAACGCCGGGAUCGUGGAGGAGAGGAACGCUGGGGUCGUGUGGAACGACAGGACCGUAGAGGAGAGGAACGCUGGGGUCGUGUGGAACGACAGGACCGUAGAGGAGAGGAACGCUGGGGUCAUGUGGAACAACAAGACCGUGGAGGAGAGGAACGCUGGGGUCAUGUGAGUCAGACCCUAGAAGGAGCUGGUCUGUGA
This is a messenger RNA of Anguilla rostrata (American eel), 1791 nucleotides long. Its product is annotated as eukaryotic translation initiation factor 4 gamma 1-like. Gene Ontology annotation, cellular component: eukaryotic translation initiation factor 4F complex. The record is from RefSeq and is a predicted model, not a curated record. NCBI's taxonomy places the organism in Eukaryota, Metazoa, Chordata, Actinopteri, Anguilliformes, Anguillidae. The transcript is spliced from 4 exons. Bases 160 to 1791 code for a protein of 543 amino acids. Gene Ontology annotation, molecular function: mRNA binding; protein binding; translation initiation factor activity.